Messenger RNA from Nematocida minor, 471 nucleotides. RefSeq names its product ubiquitin-conjugating enzyme E2 A. Bases 1 to 471 code for a protein of 156 amino acids. Gene Ontology annotation, biological process: proteasome-mediated ubiquitin-dependent protein catabolic process; protein polyubiquitination; DNA repair. The record is from RefSeq and is a predicted model, not a curated record. NCBI's taxonomy places the organism in Eukaryota, Fungi, Microsporidia. The transcript has a single exon. Gene Ontology annotation, molecular function: ubiquitin conjugating enzyme activity.
AUGUCAACACCCACCAAAAGAAAGAUAAUGAGAGAUAUGAAAAAGCUUCUGGAAGACCCGCUGGAUAACAUUCUAGCAGUGCCAAGCAAGGAAGACAUAAUGGACUGGAGAGCUAUAAUAUUCGGGCCAGAAGACACCCCUUUUGAAGAGGGGGUUUUUGAGCUGAAAAUACAAUUUACAGAGUCGUACCCACAGCACCCACCAGAAGUGUCUUUUAUAACGGAAAUAUUCCAUCCAAAUGUGUACCCAAACGGCGAGCUGUGCCUUGACAUACUGAAGAACAGAUGGAACUCGGCAUACGGGAUAGGACAAGUUCUUCUCUGCAUACAGUCUCUGCUAAAUGAUCCAAACACGGACUCGCCUGCCAACUCAGAGGCAUCAGAGCUGUACCUCAACAACAAGCUGAAAUAUAACAACAGAGUAAGAGACACUGUUGAGAAGUCGUGGAUACAGAAGAUAAGCACACAGUAG